Messenger RNA from Spodoptera litura, 1137 nucleotides. Its product is annotated as U-scoloptoxin(19)-Sm1a. The record is from RefSeq and is a predicted model, not a curated record. Lineage: Eukaryota; Metazoa; Arthropoda; Insecta; Lepidoptera; Noctuidae.
CAUAUUUUUUUCGCGAAAGAUCCGUGUUGUAGUGACGAAAGGGGGUGGCGUGGGAUGUGAACUAAUUUGAAGUGGUAGAUGACAAGGACACUGAAUUUGAGUGCGUCUGGAAAAAAAUACGCAUUAACAGUGUAUGUUGGUUGUAACGCGUACAUAGUGAGAUGUGUGGCGCAUAGUGGCGAGGCGCGUUGUUUAUCAUUACGGGUCUAUAUAAGCGUCUGAGCGGACCGGCGUGCUCAUACAUUAACGGAAUACACCACGCUAGUAGUACACAAGCGAUUUCUUCACACUAUUUAAAAAUGAAACUGCUGAAAAUGAUUGUGUUUGCAUUCUUCGCACUCCUGGUGGUCGCAGUGAGGUCCAAUCCCCUACCUUUUGAAACUGUGCAUGAGUUGGAAGACCCGUGUGUGCGACAAGGUGGUCUCUGCGUUAUGAAGUCUGACUGCCCACCAGAAAAUAUCGUGUUUCUUUCUGGCACACUCUGUCCAAAACAACAACACUUAGGCGUCACGUGCUGCUACUUGUGAGCCGAACAUGGCAGCUGGCUCCUUCCUGGUACUUACCUAUACUUAAUUGUUAAGGAUUUAAUAUUUAAUUAGCUGUAUGGUAUUUUAAGCUCCUGUAAGAUUUACGUAAUUUCUUAGUGGGCCGCGCCGUGUCAGAAAUUCAUAUACAUAUUUAGUCUUUAUCAUAACUAUCAAUUAAGAAUCAGCUUAAUGUGUGUCCGCCUGUCCGUCCGUUCGUCACACAAUCAUAAAUAUCUAGAAAAAUAAAAAACAUAGACUAUGGAAGAAUUUGGUACCUGAAAUACUUAAAAUGUAGCUUUGCAUUCAUACCUACGAAACGUUGAUUAGACUAACUGCUUAUAUAAAAGUAAUAGAGAACAAAAUAGUUGAUUAUACAUAUUCAGCUAUUGUUAUUAUCAUUUCGAUUUAUUUGAAACUUCGAGUUUACCCAUAAUGUGAAUUGAAUUCCCUACUCAUUAACUACCUACUGAAUAAGGCACGAGCACCCAAACCAAUAAACUUUACAUUUACUAUUAUUUAAUGUUAAACAAAGAAAUUGUGUUAAGCUGUAAUUUAGGUAUUAAUGUGUCAAAUUGACUUAUUUACUUAAAUAAAUGUAAGUUCAAUUGUU